GCAGUGUAACAAUGGACAUGAAAAUCAAGCUCAUCACAAGAGACACCUACAAGAGAGAUAAGGAUGUCAGGACCCAUCCAUGUAUGAUCAUCAUAAAGGGUGUCCACAAUCAUCCUACAGACUCUGCAUCUGCUCUGCAACAACUGAGAGUUUUACCAGACACCAAGAAUGCUUACUUCAAGUACUUCAAUAUUGGCAUGUCUGUAGCGCAGGCUGCAAGAUGUUACCAAGAUCAAAUAAAUGUCAGUGCAAGUCUCGCUACUAAGGCCAAUUCUGCCAUAAAUCCCUCCCAUAGAGUCAUCUAUCACAUACGGAACCUGUGGCUCAAAGCAAACCAUGGCACUUUAGGAGGAGGAGAUAUGUUUGCUUCCAUUGAGAACUACGCUGCUACUUCAAAAGCUUCCAAGAUUGAAUAUAAAACUGACGGGGAGAAAUUUGCAGUUGUGUUAGUCACUGAAUUUAUGGGCAGAAUUCAUGAAAAUGCAGAGAAGCUGGUGAAGUUGUGUUCGUCGACACUACAAGUCACUUAG
Messenger RNA from Eriocheir sinensis (Chinese mitten crab), 530 nucleotides. RefSeq lists its product as uncharacterized. The record is from RefSeq and is a predicted model, not a curated record. The transcript is spliced from 2 exons. Lineage: Eukaryota; Metazoa; Arthropoda; Malacostraca; Decapoda; Varunidae. The coding region runs from base 12 to 530 and encodes 172 amino acids.